Messenger RNA from Pundamilia nyererei, 1804 nucleotides. It is a transcript of the gene leng9, whose product is annotated as leukocyte receptor cluster (LRC) member 9. The record is from RefSeq and is a predicted model, not a curated record. Gene Ontology annotation, molecular function: metal ion binding. Bases 72 to 1709 code for a protein of 545 amino acids. The transcript is spliced from 8 exons. NCBI's taxonomy places the organism in Eukaryota, Metazoa, Chordata, Actinopteri, Cichliformes, Cichlidae.
UGGGGUUAAAGGGCAAUUAAAAAAAGUCGGAACUGUUUUCAUUGAAGGUUUGUGUACUAAAAGAUCUUAGGAUGGCUUCAGGUGGAUCAGGAGUUCCCCCCACCGACCCGACUGACACACCGAGUCCACAGGCAGGGGUCCCCGCUGACUCUCAGAGUGGCAAAGACACCCCAAAAGCCAAAGGAGAGUCAGCAGAAUGUUGCAAGGAUGGAGCCAAAGUGUGCCAGUUUUUCCGGAUAGGAAAAUGUCAUUUUGGCCUCAAAUGCCGUUUAGCUCACAGUGACCCAUUACAGGAUGAUUCAGGGGCUCUGUGUCCUGGUGUGGAUGAAAAACAGGAAGAAGAAAAACACAAGAACAAGAAGGGCAGUGUGAAUAAAGUGCCAAAACCAAAACACAACGAGAGAACAGCAGAAGUGAACAAAAAGCCUCGUAUGCGCACAGCAGAUGAAGUAAUCUCCCGGAUCCUGUGGGACCCAUCGGUGGACGCAUCAGAAUUUGUAGUGGGCUAUGUGGAUCGAUUCCUCGGCGUGCUGGAGCGCCCCUUCUGUGACUUCAACUGGGAGACCAACCCGUGUGACUGUGAUUACACUGUUGAGCUGGCCCUGCCCAGACACAGGAUCCAGUACUUCACUUACAGAGGGCACCGUGUCUGGGACCGCCACACCAGGACUGACCGAGUUUUCGGUUCCACAGGUCAAUCUCUGGCUCCCCCCUUUGGAGGGGAAGAGGAAGUAAGAGAAGAAAAUACAGCAGCGCUUGAAAGAACUAACGAGCAGCCACCUGCAGAGGAAGAGAAGCCGAAUGAGACAAAUAUUCACACCCCUGAGUCUGCACCACCACCACCACCAGAGUGUACAGGAAACACUUCUCAGGAACAACAGGAGUCACGAGGACCAUGUGUUGUGGAGGAGGCUGCAGAUAGACAUCAGGUUUCAGCCGAUCAGAGUUCCUCAACCGAAGAGGAGGCACCGGGUGUAAAAGAGGAGGGUGAGGGGGAGAUUCUGCCAGAAUGGGAGGAAAGCUGGGAAGGCCAUGAAAACUGUAUAAGUUAUCCUGCAGCCCAACAAGUUAGCAAGAAUCCAUCUGUACCUCUGGAGCGGAGAGAAGAGAAGCGUGGUGGUCGCCCCCCUAAGAAGAGACCCACACACUUCAUCACCUUCCGGGCCAACACUCCUGCCAUCCUCUCCUGUUUCCAGCAGUUGCAGAAGGAGCUCACCUCCCUCAUACCUUCCUCUGCUCCUCACUGGCAAACCGCCUCCAGCCUUCACGUCACCCUGUGCCUCCUGGUGCUGCACAGCCCCGCUGAGGUGGCGGCUGCUGGGGAGAUCCUCCAACGGUUUGCACAACUGGACCGAAACCCGCCGGUAGCUGUGACCUUUCCUGUGAAGCUGAAACAUUUCAAUGGGAAGGUGCUGUACGUGAGUCCUCAGCCUCAGCUCCACCUACAGCAGCUCAACAGCGGUCUGCAGGAGGCCUACAGGAAAAAGGGUUUUCUUCACAGGGACUCCUACAACCCACGCUACCACCUCAGCCUGGCCAGGGUACUGGACAGGGAGGCCGAGAGGAUAUUUGAAGGUGUGGGGGACCUGAGGGUGGGGAAGGGCUUAAACUUUGGGCGUCUGCCAGUUAACACCUUACACCUUUGUGCCAUGGGCGGCUCUAAAGUAGACGGUUUUUAUGAGAGGGUGUGCACGGUAACACUUCGAUGAUAAAGAAGUCUGAUUUGCAGACAUUACUGGGUGCAAUAAGCCACGCCUUUAAGGUGUCGCGGAUAAAUACAACAAAAUAAAACUAGUACCGGUAC